AUGGCAUGCUCUGGAGUGUUAAACAAGUUGGAUGGUGUUCAAAAGGUUGAUAUCUCUUUAGAUGAACAAACUGUUGAUGUUUACAGUAGUUUAGAUUACAAUACCGUUGAAUCAACUAUUGCUAAGACUGGAAAGAAAAUUAAUAGCGGGAAGGUUGUUGCUUAG
Lizanozyma spartinae is the source of this 165-nucleotide messenger RNA. It is a transcript of the gene ATX1, whose product is annotated as copper metallochaperone. Bases 1 to 165 code for a protein of 54 amino acids. The record is from RefSeq and is a predicted model, not a curated record. Gene Ontology annotation, molecular function: metal ion binding. NCBI's taxonomy places the organism in Eukaryota, Fungi, Ascomycota, Pichiomycetes, Serinales, Debaryomycetaceae. The transcript has 2 exons.